This is a messenger RNA of Scheffersomyces stipitis CBS 6054, 891 nucleotides long. RefSeq names its product putative 2'-hydroxyisoflavone reductase. The transcript has a single exon. The record is from RefSeq and is a predicted model, not a curated record. The coding region runs from base 1 to 891 and encodes 296 amino acids. Lineage: Eukaryota; Fungi; Ascomycota; Pichiomycetes; Serinales; Debaryomycetaceae.
AUGUCUAAAGUCUCAGUCGCCAUUUUUGGAAUUGGUGGAUCUUUGGGUAAACCAAUUAUCGAUGCCUUCGAAACUGGUAAGUUCGACGACAAGAUCGAACUUCCCAUCAAGGUUGUAACAAGGAAGGAUUUGCCAUCUACCGACAGAAUUCAAUAUAUUGUUGGUAACUUGGACGAUGAACUGGUCGAUAGUUUGGCACAGAAAUUGGAGGGUACUGAUGUCGUUGUCGAGUUACUUGCUGUAGAGCCUGUUUUAUUGAAAAUCGUCGAGGAGAUACUUCAGAAGGUUAAGCCGAAGUUAUUUCUUCCUUCUGAAUUUAGUGUAGACAUUGAUCAGGUCAACACUUAUAUCCCUGGAUUCUGGAGUGCCAUGUCGGAUCAUGUUGAACAUGUAAGAGAGUCUGGAAUUAAGACUGUAAGCAUUGUCACUGGCGAGUUUGCAGUUCCUGGCAGCUUCAUGUAUGAAUUGGUCUCACAAGUCGGAAUAGACGUAAAGGAAAAAACGAUCACCCACUUUGGUGACCCAAAUACGAAGAUCACCAUCUGUAAAUUGGCAGACAUUGCUAAUUCUGUUCUCUCUUUGAUUACUUUGUAUCCUCAAACUAUUCCAGACAUUGUUCGAAUCCAGAGUGAUGAAGUUACCUUCCAGGAAGUUAUCGAUAGAUACAUUCAAACCCAUAACGUUGAAUUGAAGGUAGUCAAGACAAUCCCUAAGGAACAAGUGGCCAAGGACAUUUUAACCAGAUUUGAAAGUGGUUUCAGCCUAGAUGAAAUUUUUCUCUAUUUGCAAGCAAUUGCAUCUCAGGGUACCGAUAAAGGUAUGCACUUUAGUGAAAUUCACAACGAAUUGGUAAACCCAGGAGAAUCUCUCUGGAAGUGGGAGAAGUUUUAG